AUGGCAGUCAACAGGAGCCCGACCAUGAUGGAUGGAAACCACCCAGAGCAGGAAAAUGUACUCCAGAGAGUCUUUCAGUUGCCUGUGGUAAGUGGCACCUGUGAGUGUUUCCAAAAGACCUACACCAGCACCAAGGAAGCCCAUCCACUUAUGGCCUCUGUGUGUAAUGCCUAUGAGAAAGGUGUACAAGGAGCCAGCAACUUGGCUGCAUGGAGCAUGGAGCCUGUGGUCCGACGGCUGUCAACACAGUUCACAGCUGCCAAUGAGCUGGCCUGCCGUGGAUUAGACCACCUGGAAGAAAAGAUUCCUGCUCUUCAAUACCCUCCAGAAAAGAUUGCUUCUGAACUAAAGGAAACUAUCUCCACCAGGAUCCGAAGUGCCAGAAACAGCUUCAGUGUCCCCAUUUCCAGCACUUCAGAUAAGGUCCUGGGGGCAGCUUUGGCUGGCUGUGAGCUUGCUUGGGGCAUGGCACGGGACACAGCUGACUAUGCCUCCAGCACCCGGGUGGGUCAGCUGGCAGCUGGAGGGGCAGACUUGGCCUUAAGCAAUCUUGAGAAGGUGGUGAACCAUUUGAUGCCAGCACCCAAAGAAAAUCCAGCCACGGUCCAGGAGUGCCCUAAUCCUUCCCAACUCCAGCAGAAGCUGCCAAGGCCAAAGCCCAGCUUCCUUCAAAGAAUUGGAACUUUAACCAACACUGUCUCCCAGCACGUUUUUCAGACGUCAGUCCAGACCCUCCGCUGGGGCCAUGCAUUAGCCAAGUGGAUUCCAGGUGUGGCCCCAUUGAGCAGUAUGGCCCAGUGGGGUGUGUCAGCUGCCCUGCAGGUGGUGUCAAGACCCCGAUCCACAUCAAGGGGAAAUUGGCAGUACAACCAGGCUCAGGAAGAGGAGGAUGACAAGGAGGAGGAGGAGGAAGAAGAAGAGGAGGAGGAGGAAGAAGAACCUGAAGUGAAGAAGGAAGAGAACAAACUAAAUGAGACCAUGCCCAGUAACCAGAGCCUCUUAGGUAGUGUGGUUCACACUUUGCAGUCCGCCUACUUGACCACUGUCUCCACUGUAAAGUGGGCACCCUUUGCCAUCUGGAACAACACCGCUGGAAGACUGCUUCACCUCACUUCUGGUCAGGAGACCUUUGCCAAAGGCAGGGCAAUGUCAUUAUCAGAUGCCCUGAAAGGUGUUACAGAUAAUGUGGUGGACACAGUGGUGCAUUAUGUACCGCUCCCCAGGUUGUCACUGAUGGAGCCAGAGAGUGAGUUUCAGGACAUAGAUAACCCUCCAUCUGAGACUGAUCGAAGUGAAGGUGCUAAUUCACCCACCCCUGAGUUCCCAAGCAAACUACAGCACCGGGGAAGCCUGAGGAGUACCCGGAAUUGCAAUGCUGUCUCCUUCCUAGGCCUAGAAGACAAACUCUUUACCCAGCAGAAAGUGCUGGACCAGGUGCCCCAGCAGCGCAGCUCCCUCCAUCGUGGUCCCACCUUUGAACCUGAGACACCUGCCACCAGCCGCUCCAUGUUUUCUUCCUACCACCGAGAGAAACCCACCCGCCGUGUCAGUGACAGCGUCUACCGGCCCAGCGUCAUGGAGCCCAUCUACAACCGGAUCCACCACAGCCAGCUUUACAAGAAGAACUGA
Vombatus ursinus (common wombat) is the source of this 1629-nucleotide messenger RNA. RefSeq names its product perilipin 1 (gene PLIN1). The record is from RefSeq and is a predicted model, not a curated record. Gene Ontology annotation, biological process: lipid metabolic process. Lineage: Eukaryota; Metazoa; Chordata; Mammalia; Diprotodontia; Vombatidae. The coding region runs from base 1 to 1629 and encodes 542 amino acids. The transcript has 8 exons. Gene Ontology annotation, cellular component: lipid droplet.